This is a messenger RNA of Mandrillus leucophaeus (drill), 1699 nucleotides long. It is a transcript of the gene ABHD12, whose product is annotated as abhydrolase domain containing 12. Gene Ontology annotation, molecular function: monoacylglycerol lipase activity; phosphatidylcholine lysophospholipase A1 activity. The coding region runs from base 49 to 1059 and encodes 336 amino acids. Gene Ontology annotation, cellular component: endoplasmic reticulum membrane. The record is from RefSeq and is a predicted model, not a curated record. The transcript is spliced from 13 exons. Lineage: Eukaryota; Metazoa; Chordata; Mammalia; Primates; Cercopithecidae. Gene Ontology annotation, biological process: phosphatidylserine catabolic process; monoacylglycerol catabolic process.
CUCACAGAAGACUGAUCGGGAGGCCUGAGGAGGCCGCUCUUCCCUGAUAUGAGGCGAAAGGGCCUAUGGUUGCGCCUGAGGAAGAUACUCUUCUGUGUUUUGGGGUUGUACAUUGCCAUUCCAUUUCUCAUCAAACUAUGUCCUGGAAUACAGGCCAAACUGAUUUUCUUGAAUUUCGUAAGGGUUCCCUAUUUCAUUGAUUUGAAAAAACCACAGGAUCAAGGUUUGAAUCACACAUGUAACUACUACCUGCAGCCAGAGGAAGAUGUGACCAUUGGAGUCUGGCAUACCGUCCCCGCAGUCUGGUGGAAGAACGCCCAAGGCAAAGACCAGAUGUGGUAUGAGGAUGCCUUGGCUUCCAGCCACGCUAUCAUUCUGUACCUGCAUGGGAACGCAGGUACCAGAGGAGGUGACCACCGCGUGGAGCUUUACAAGGUGCUGAGUUCCCUUGGUUACCAUGUGGUCACCUUUGACUACAGAGGUUGGGGUGACUCGGUGGGAACGCCAUCUGAGCGGGGCAUGACCUAUGAUGCACUCCACGUUUUUGACUGGAUCAAAGCAAGAAGUGGUGACAACCCUGUGUACAUCUGGGGCCACUCUCUGGGCACUGGUGUGGCAACAAAUCUGGUGCGGCGUCUCUGUGAGCGAGAGACGCCUCCAGAUGCCCUUAUAUUGGAAUCUCCGUUCACUAAUAUCCGCGAAGAAGCUAAGAGCCAUCCAUUUUCAGUGAUAUAUCGAUACUUCCCUGGGUUUGACUGGUUCUUCCUUGAUCCUAUUACAAGCAAUGGAAUUAAAUUUGCAAAUGACGAAAAUGUGAAGCACAUCUCCUGUCCCCUACUCAUCCUGCACGCUGAGGACGACCCGGUGGUGCCCUUCCAGCUUGGCAGAAAGCUCUAUAGCAUCGCCGCACCAGCUCGAAGCUUCCGAGACUUCAAAGUUCAGUUUGUGCCCUUUCAUUCAGACCUUGGCUACAGGCACAAAUACAUUUACAAGAGCCCUGAGCUGCCACGGAUACUGAGGGAAUUCCUGGGGAAGUCGGAGCCUGAGCACCAGCACUGAGCCUGGCUGGGGGAAGGAAGCAUGAAGACCUCUGCCCUCCUCCCAUUUUCCUCCGGUCAGCAGCCCGGCAUCCUGGAGCCCCGGGGGGCCAGCACCUGCAAUGCUCAGGAGCCCAACUUGCACCUGGAGAGGACUCAGAUGCCAGGUGGGGAGGACCCUGCAGGCCUGCAGUGCCCGGAGGCCUGAGCGUGGCUGUGUGUGGAAAGCGUGGGUGGCAGGCACGUGGCUCUCCUUGCUGCUACGCAACCUGAGAUCUUGUUGGGAGACUUAUUGACAGCAGGCAGCCAUCACUGCCUGGUUGAUGCUGCACUGAGCUGGGCAGGGGGAGGCCGGGCAGGGGACUCUUAGGGCUCAGGACCAUGCUGAGCUUUCCGGCACCACCCACAGAGAACAUGGGGUCCAGGUUCUUUCUGCCCCUUCCCAGCACACGCAGAAUGACUCCAGUGGUUCCAUCGUCCCCUCUUGCCCUGUGUACCUGCUUGCCUUCGUCGGCUGCCCUGCCUCCUCUGGGCUGGCCCACUCACCCACAGUGGAGGUGCCCAGGAUCUGCACUUCCUCCCCUUUCACCCACCUGUACGCCUAACCUGGCCUUAGACUGAGCUUUAUUUAAGAAUAAAAUUGUGGUGGUGGUCCUUUUGUC